GGAGAUGGGAUAAUCCCCUCUCACUCUCCUUCGUCUUCAUUCCAGUGUACAAUGGCGGAAAGUGACCUCCCUGAAGAUGUUAUAGUGAAUAUUCUGUGUUGGCUGCCCGUGAAAUCCUUGAUCCGAUUCACCUCCGUCUCGAAACGAUGGCGUUUCAUCAUAUUAUCCGAUCCCAAAUUCGCCGCCUCUCAACUCAACAGAGCUCGUCAGCUGAAAGCCCUCGGUCCCCGACUCCUCUUCUGCACCGGCACCCCUCAGCUCGAAUCCCUGGACUUGGCUGAUAUGGCGUCGUUUGGACACCCUUCCUCCGUCAGACACCUGAGCCUCCCUCCCGAGCGACCGGGCGGUGCCGUCACCCUAGUGGGCUCCUGCAACGGUUUGGUGUUUCUAGCCUUUGAUACUUGCUACUUUUACACGUGGAACCCAGCAACCCGGUUGUUCGUGGAGUUGCCCGACCCAGGUUUUCCCGACGUCUGUCAAUGGGUUACUUAUCGCGGUGCUGGCUACUUGUCUGCCACCGACGACUACAGAGUUUUCGCAACCUGCUAUGGGGUGUAUUUUAAUGAAGAUGACGAGAGUUAUAUAGAGACGAAGAUGUUCUCCUCCAGAGCUCAAGUUUGGAAAACAAUCCGAGGCUCAGGUCACAAGUCCUCUCCUGAUCAGGGGAUUCUUUUGAAUGAGGCACUCCAUUGGGUCAAUUUUGAUGAAAUCCUUGCCUUUGAUUUUGCACCGGAGAAGUUCAGGACAAUGCGUCUGCCUGAUAUAGACGACCAGUAUGGUGUUGAUUUUCGCUAUGUUGGGGUUUCUGAGGGAUGCCUGUGUGUUUGUGGUUAUCUGAGCGGCCGUGAUGACUCUGUCGAUUUUUGGGUCAUGAGAGAAUAUGGUGUGGAAAACUCGUGGACUAAGCUCUUUAACUUUUCCCAUGGCGAUCCUGGCCGGUACAUAGAGUGGUGGGUUAUGGAAAGUUGUACAGUUGCCGUAAAAUGUGCUAUUGGUCUCCACCACUGGUUGUUGGUGAAGAUUGAUCAUCAACAAGAAGCGGAAAUUGACGACUAUAUGGUCUCAGGCAUCAAUAACUGCUACCCAAGCAUGAUUCCAUAUGAAGACACUCUGCUUCGGAUUAAUGAUUAGUCCUGACUCCUGAGUACUGUUCUGCUGCUCCUAGUCUUCCUCGAUGAUCAUUGACGAAUCAGUUUCAUGGAUAUUCGUAAAGAUGCAUGAUUUGGACCUGUUAGUUAUGGGAUUUUGUAGGAGUUAUGGCUUCAUGAGAUAUUUGUGGUCUGUACUUGAUGAAGUGACAUGGAUGCAAUCUAAGUGCUUAUGAGGUUUCUUUAGACUUUGGCUUUAGGAGCUAGCUAGGAGCUAUUGCCGGCUAUAUAUCUGUGCUUAAUGGCUGUUAGUUUAGAACGUACCUUCAUGUUUUUGUUUUCAGUUUAUCAGUCCUACCAGGAACAAAUAUGGGUCAGGCUAAGGAUAGAAAUAAGCCUAGCUAAAGGAGUACAACACUACUGUAGAAAUUAAGCCUAGCUAAGAUAAUCCUGUGUACCAAACAUCCCAUAGGAGAAUCAAACUUACUGUACAUC
Messenger RNA from Fragaria vesca subsp. vesca, 1583 nucleotides. Its product is annotated as F-box protein CPR30-like. The coding region runs from base 52 to 1131 and encodes 359 amino acids. Gene Ontology annotation, molecular function: protein binding. The record is from RefSeq and is a predicted model, not a curated record. NCBI's taxonomy places the organism in Eukaryota, Viridiplantae, Streptophyta, Magnoliopsida, Rosales, Rosaceae. The transcript has 2 exons.